UUGACAGAACGAUGGGUGCCGAGGAAGAACAUGGGGACAUGGCACAAGCUUUAGGCGAAAACGAACGAUCUGAGGAAUGUUUCAUGGAUCAAUUGUUUGACUUCGCCAACGAAACAAAACACGACGGACCAAUCAUCAAGCGGAGAAGCCUAUGUACACGGUGCAGGCGUCCCCUGAGUGUUUGUUGGUGUCCCUACCUGCCCCACGAACGACUAGAGAUAAGAACAAGCGUUUAUAUUCUCCAACAUCCAUUUGAGGAGUCACGUUGUCUCAAAACAGCGCCUAUGCUCUGUAACGGCUUGAAGGAAGGUACUUGUCAUGUUUACAAGGGAAAGAGAUUUCCUAAACACAAGUUCCCCGAGCUGAUGAAGGUCCUGCAGGCACCCAACACACUGGUACUGUAUCCAGGUCCAGAUGCUGUUGACAUCUCAGAUGUUCCCACCAACAUUGCCUACAACCUGGUGCUGCUGGAUGGAACGUGGGCCCAAGCCAAGGGUCUGUACUGUCAGAACCAUGACAUUCGGUUGCCAAAGAAGGUACAAAUCAACCAUCAGGAGAAGAGCAAGUAUGUGAUCCGAACUCAGCCGACAGAUGGAGCCCUGUCCACGCUGGAGUCUGGGGCUGUUGCCAUCUCAGUCCUGGAAAACAGGCCCGAAAUAGUAGAGCCGCUGACACGCCCUCUUGUGGCGCUGUGUGACUUCCAGAUCCAGCAUGGUGCCGUUCAGCACCAGAGCAGGGAGUACAAGAUUGAGAAUGGUCUGUGGAGUAAGGAACUGCCCAAAUCCGUGAAGAAACGAUUAGAAAAACGAUAGAGACAUAUUCAUAACAGAGAGAGAUUCAUCAUUUGGAUGCAUGAUUCAGAUAUGAUGCACCCAGUCACAGUACAGAACACAGGCACUCCGAGGUGCUGCAUCUACAGAUGGAUAACUGUGUGGAAUCUUCGGAUUUGGAUUACCGUUUGACAUUUUCGGUUUGUAAGUCAUCAAAAUGAAUACAUUCCUGAAUGGACAAUUGACAGACAUGCAAUGAUCCUAACACCAAGUGCUUGUUUCAUUAUUCAAAGAUUUGAGGUCAAAUCUACUGUUAUAAGAUCCUGCUAAUUUGAGGAGAGCACAUCCAUAGUGAUAUCCUUGUAGUGGCUGUCAUCCAGGAUCAGAGGAUUGUGUGAGGAACCUGUCAGAGGAUUGUGUGGGCAUAUGCUUUGACUGAAUCCCCUGUGGUGGUUAGAAUCGAACACUGGCAGGCUGUGUUGGUUGCCAGUUGUGGCCAUGUGUCAGAUACUGGGAGACUUGGCUGAUGGUUGACAUCAUACCAGGCUUGCAUAGAUCAUUGCUUACUAAAUCAAUCACUUGAAUGACUUGUAUGGAUAGGCGCCUCUUAUAUCUGGAAUAUUGCUGAGUUGGGUGUUAUUCAAACUAUCUUAUACUGUGAAAUGUGAAGACAGAUUCCACAGAACCUGAUUUGAGAGAACAGGGUAAAGAAAACAAAUAUAAGAAGUUAACAAUGAGAUGAAUGUACCAGACCAAAGAGGACCAAUCAGAAAGAAUCAGAAAGAGAACCAGAAGAGAACCAGUCCAGAAGAGAACCAAUCAGAAAGAGAACCAGUCCAGAAGAGAACCAAUCAGAAAGAGAACCAGACCAGAAAAGAACCAAUCAGAAAGAGAACCAGCCCAGAAGAGAAUCAGUCAGGAAGAGAACCAGCCCAGAAGAGAAUCAGCCAGGAAGAGAACCAGACCAGAAGAGAAUCAGUCAGGAAGAGAACUAGUCCAGAAGAGGACCAAUCAGUAGGGGGAAAACAAAUGCCACAGAACAAACAUUGGUCUUGACAAACUAGAUGCAGAAUGGGUAGGAUUCACAUGCUGCCCAUUCUCUGAUAUUUACCAUGGACUGGAGAAUAAUGCAAAGUGGGGAUUAUGCAUAUAUCUGUGGCUCAUUUGAUGGGUGCUAUUACCGUCUUUGUACAUCAUGUUCAAACCAUUCAAACCUGUGCUGACAAAUAAACUGUGAAUUACUUUAUCAAGUGUUGAGAAAAAUAUUGAUGGUCAAGUCGGAUUGUAUCAGUUGGCAGGAUACUGUUCCAGUACAGCACUGUCUUCAUCCCUUUGCUCAUUUCUACCAUAAUACAUCUUCAUACAUUCAACAUGAAAAUAAAGAUUAUUAUCCUGA
Messenger RNA from Haliotis rubra (blacklip abalone), 2166 nucleotides. Its product is annotated as tRNA-uridine aminocarboxypropyltransferase 2-like. The transcript has 7 exons. Bases 12 to 812 code for a protein of 266 amino acids. The record is from RefSeq and is a predicted model, not a curated record. Lineage: Eukaryota; Metazoa; Mollusca; Gastropoda; Lepetellida; Haliotidae.